This is a messenger RNA of Pyrus x bretschneideri (Chinese white pear), 1829 nucleotides long. Its product is annotated as UDP-glycosyltransferase 91C1-like. Bases 155 to 1552 code for a protein of 465 amino acids. The transcript has 2 exons. NCBI's taxonomy places the organism in Eukaryota, Viridiplantae, Streptophyta, Magnoliopsida, Rosales, Rosaceae. The record is from RefSeq and is a predicted model, not a curated record. Gene Ontology annotation, molecular function: UDP-glycosyltransferase activity.
UCAUGAUCACCAUCUAAACCCGCGGCUAAAGAUUAGCCAUGCAUAACCAAUCCAAUAAUUUGGCCAACAUGGUACCUUUUCCUACUAGCCCUUUAUUUACAACUUCUGGUAUCAAAGGCCUGAGAGUCUCUCCUCUCAGACAUGGAGCGCAAAGAUGAGAAGAAACUUCACAUCGCCAUGUUCCCCAUGGCUAGCCUACGGCCACCUAAUGCCAUUUCUCGAGGUCUCCAAGUUCUUAGCUCAAAAGGGUCACCAAAUCUCCUUCAUCUCCACCCCCCAAAACAUCAAUCGCCUCCGGUCAUCCUCCCCUUCCCCACUCAUCGAUUUCGUCGAGCUUCCUCUCCCCGCCGUCGACGGCUUACCUGAAUCCGUCGAGUCCACCUCCCAGCUACCAAUCAAUAAAGCCCCCUACCUCAAAAAAGCCUACGACUUGCUCAAGCCAGCAGUCACGCAUUUCGUCCAACACUCGGGCGUCAACUGGGUCGUCCACGACUUUAUUGGCUACCGGCUGCCCCAAGUCGCCACUCAGCUCGGAGUCAACUCGGUCUACUUCAGCAUCUUCAACGCCACUUUCUUGGCUUUCUGCGGACCUCCGUCUGAGUUACUCAGCGAUAAACGCCGGUGGCCGGAGGACUUUACGGUCGUUCCCGAGUGGGUCGACUAUCCUUCCACCGUCGCUUAUAAGCUGCACGAGAUGGUGAGUCAUUGGGAUUGCAUGGACGACGAGGUCUCCGAUUUUCAGAGGCUCGCGGUUACGGUUCAAGAUUGUAAUUUUGUGACUCUACGGAGCUGCACCGAGGUUGAAUCUGACGCGGUGCGUCUGCUCAGAAAUUUAUACGGCAAACCCGUUGUUCCACUCGGGCUGCUGCCGCCCAGCUCAGCACCGCAUCAGCCCGGCGGCGCUAACGAUCGAGCAGAUGAGAAGUGGGAAGUGUUGAGAGAGUGGCUCGAAAAUAAGAAACCCAACUCGGUGAUUUACAUCGCACUCGGCACCGAGGUGACUCUGAGCCAAGAGCUUAUGCACGAGUUGGCACAUGGGAUAGAGAAAUCGGGGUUGCCUUUUAUUUUGGUGGUCAACAAUCGCCCGUUAGUGGAGGGCGCGUUGAGGUCCAAUAUCCUUCCACUUGGAUUUGAAACGCGAGUGGACGGUCAAGGCUUUGUGUGGAGGGGUUGGGCCCCGCAACGUAAGAUUUUAGGUCAUAUCUCGGUCGGAGGAUUCCUAACUCAUUGCGGUUGGAGUUCAAUUAUUGAAGCAUUAGGGUUUGGGCGGGUUUUGAUUUUGUUUUCGGGUGCAAAUUCGGACCAAGGGUUGAACGCGAGACUAAUGCACGAAAAGCAGGUUGGGUUGGAGAUACCGAGGAACGAGCGAGACGGGUCGUUUACGAGUGACUCGGUGGCCGAGUUGAUUGGGCGAGCGAUGGUGGAGAAAGAGAGCGAGUUACUAAGGGCAAAUGCAUGGGCGAUGAGGGAGAUAUUUGGCAACGUAGAGUUGAACAGCAAGUGCUUGGACGAGUUCACUCGGGUCCUUGAAACUUGGCCAGCUUCAACUUAAUCAACUUUGGAUAUUUUAUGUGACAGUCUUUAUGGAUGUGCUUUUAAAAAAAAUGUUUUUACUAAGAAUAAAUAGUUAUACAACAAAGCAAUUCAGUGUUUAGUACAUUUUUGUUGUAAAAGUACAAGGCCAAUGCAAAAUGACUAAAAAGAAUAUGAUGCGUUUAGUAAACUUUUAUAUAAAACUACAACAACGGUGUAAGAUGACUAAAAUAAAUAUGAUGUUGGAUGUGAUAUUAUAGUGUCUUUUCUUUAAUCCAUAAUCUUUAUCUUCUCUA